Messenger RNA from Lasiosphaeria miniovina, 306 nucleotides. RefSeq lists its product as uncharacterized. Lineage: Eukaryota; Fungi; Ascomycota; Sordariomycetes; Sordariales; Lasiosphaeriaceae. The record is from RefSeq and is a predicted model, not a curated record. The coding region runs from base 1 to 306 and encodes 101 amino acids. The transcript has 2 exons.
AUGAAUAAUUAUACCCUCCGCACCUACGCGCUGCAGAUGACCAUGGCCUUGGGCCAGGAGCAGCUAUCCGACGAUGAUGACGAAAAGGAAGACGGCGCCGUAGUCGUGCUGGACGUCAUCGAGGACACGGUUGAGUUGGUGGGUUGUGCCGGCUUUCUGGCUGCCGCUCUAGCCCAUCAUGUCGACCCGAAGAUCACGUAUGCCGGCCUAGCGGUCUGGGGCGUGUGCUUCGUGGUGGCACAGGGCUUGGGACUGCCCAAGAUUUCGCUCUGGGGCAAGAUGAUGUUGUCUGCAUCCGUCGUGUGA